AUGAUGAAUCUUCGUCCUCGACUGGGUCUCUUCUCAGCCUUCCGAGCUGCUCCAGUAACUCGGAGGUUUGCGACAGAAGCGCGGUUAACUUCGGACCAUGUUCGCAUCGUCGAAGUCGGGCCGCGAGAUGGUCUGCAGAACGAGAAGAAAACUAUCCCGUUGGAGACGAAGCUUAAGCUGAUCGAGAAACUGGCCAAAACCGGCGUGACAACCAUUGAAGCUGGUUCUUUCGUCCCUGCCAAAUGGGUACCCCAGAUGGCGAGUACCGCAGAGAUCUGUGAACGUCUUCUUCAAUCGCCGCCCGAAUCGCAAAAUGCCAUCGCCUACAACUAUCUAGUUCCCAAUGUCAAAGGGCUAGAAGGCCUUACCAAAGUGCUAAACGCCACGGGAAGCUCGGCUGAAUCCUCGAAAUCCGCCACCACCACCGAAAUAUCCUUAUUCGCCGCAGCGACUGAAGCGUUCUCCAAAGCGAACACGAACUGCACCAUUGAGGAAUCCCUAGAGCGCGUUCGACCCAUCGUAUCACUGGCCAAGACCAAGAACAUCCGUGUUCGCGGCUACGUGUCCGUCGCUCUAGGCUGUCCGUAUGAAGGACCUGACGUUUCACCCUCCAAGGUAGCCGACAUCACUGCGAGUCUCCUUGAAAUGGGCGCGGACGAGGUCUCGGUCGCCGAUACGACCGGCAUGGGCACCGCUCCGCGCACAAUGCGGCUCCUUCAGGCUCUCAGGGCCGCGGGGAUUGCUAGCAGUGAUCUGGCUCUGCAUUUCCAUGACACGUACGGGCAGGCCCUCGUGAAUACUAUCGUGGGCUUGGAGCACGGUAUCCGUAUCUUCGAUAGUAGUGUUGGUGGUCUCGGCGGGUGUCCUUACUCCAAGGGGGCUACGGGCAAUGUCGCGACGGAGGAUCUUAUUCAUACGAUCCAUGGCUUGGGUAUGCAUACGGGAAUCAACCUGGAGGAGAUGUCGAAGAUCGGAUCUUGGAUUAGUGGAGAGUUGGGACGGUUCAAUGAAAGUCGGGCUGGGAAGGCCAUUCUUGCCAAAAUCCAGGAGUGA
Molecule: messenger RNA, 1053 nt
Organism: Aspergillus melleus
Lineage: Eukaryota; Fungi; Ascomycota; Eurotiomycetes; Eurotiales; Aspergillaceae
Product: hydroxymethylglutaryl-CoA lyase
Exons: 2
Coding region: 1-1053 (350 amino acids)
Biological process (GO): L-leucine catabolic process; ketone body biosynthetic process
Molecular function (GO): hydroxymethylglutaryl-CoA lyase activity
Source: RefSeq, a predicted model, not a curated record